Messenger RNA from Chiloscyllium plagiosum (whitespotted bambooshark), 3714 nucleotides. RefSeq names its product solute carrier family 25 member 53-like. Gene Ontology annotation, cellular component: mitochondrion. Gene Ontology annotation, molecular function: NAD transmembrane transporter activity. Lineage: Eukaryota; Metazoa; Chordata; Chondrichthyes; Orectolobiformes; Hemiscylliidae. The record is from RefSeq and is a predicted model, not a curated record.
UCGGACUAUAACCUGGUGGUGUGAUUUUUUUUAACGUUAAAAAUAAAAUGUUCAAUGUUUAAGUUCUUGCUGGAUCUCUGCAAUGCAGAUGCUACUGGAUACUGCACUGGCCCAAACUCCACUCUGUGGUCGCCGUGAGUCUAGUUUUGGCCCACCUCUCUCUUGCAGCUGCUGCCAAUAUCGCAGGAUCUUGUACCUGCUUCUGCUGCCACCACCUUCAUGAAUCUGCAUUGGAUACAGAUGGCAGUAGGUAGCCCAAUUCCCCUCUAUCGCUGUAACCAUGAGUCAGUGCUCGAACUGCCCCAUCCAUUGUACGUGUAGAUCUUCCAAAUAUUUGUUCUCACUACAACUCGGUGUUACUUUGUCUUUUCUACUCCCGUCAAUGUGCCAUUUUCUAACUGCUUAUGCUUGUACUGUUUAUUUUCAUCCAUGUAUUGUAGCUACAUGAUGGCACUUGCUUUCCCAUAAGGCUAGAACAGAAAAUUUUAAACAGCCCAAGCUUUUGCAAACAUUAUACCUAUAAUUAAUGUCUUUGCUCUUUCAUUAAAGAAUAUGCCUAUUCCUUGAGCGUCCAAAUACAAAUCUUAAAAAACAUUGAGAACCUGCAACUACAGAUCAGGAAUUAACUAAAAUAAUGGACGCAGUAGCUAGAAAAGUGUUGGAAUUUGAAAGAGGAAAAUCUGCACGGCUGCGGCAGCUUAUACAAGCAUAAUACUGCAAAGAACAAUGGGAAUAACAGAGUCACAUAUGCUGAAUCAAAGCUGCAUUUGAACAGACGCAGUGCUCAGCAAAGUUACAGUCAUACAGCAUGGAAACAUAUCCUUCAGUCCACACUGAACAUGUUCACAAACUAAACUAGCCCCACCUGCCCGUGCUUGACCCAAAUCCUUCCAAACCUUUCCUGUUCUAAACGUCAUUUAAAUUUUGCAACUGUACCUUUAUCCACCUUUUCUCUGGCAAUUUAUUCUACACACCACUGUGAAAAAGUUGCCUCUCAUGUUCUUUUUAAAUCUUUCUCCUCUCACCUUAAAAAUAUGCACACGUGCCUGGAAAUCUCAUCCUUGGGGGGGGGGGGGAGAGAAACACCCUUGUAUCACACAAGUGCUAAGCAAUAACCAUCUCCAACAGGAGAAUAUCGUCCCGUUGACGGUUAAUAGCAAUACUAUUGUUGAAUUCCCCCACUAUGAAUACAAUGGGGAUUACAACUGACCAGAAACUGAAUUAGACGAGCUAUGUAAACAGUGCAGCUUCAAGAGUAAGUGCACUGUGGUGAUUCAAGGAGGCAGCUCACCAUCACCUAAUAGCAAAGGCCACCAGGAAUGUGCAAUAAAUGCUCAUACACACCACUGAACGAUUAUUUGAUUUUAAAAACAUGAAAAAGGAGAAGUUAGGUCAUUCAACCACUGGAUAAAAUUAGUUUCCAAAAUAGAAACCCAUGGCACAUGCAAAUUACAACUAAUAACGUUGUCAACGCAGCAUAUUCUUUCAUAAAGACUGCUCCCAGAUACUAUACUGCCUUGGUCUCCAGAUCCCACAGUUUGAUACCGCUGUCUGCUAAUAGCAACAUCUUUCUAUCCGGGCUGAGACAAAGACAACGGAUGCUGCAUUUUUCGGCUUUCCAUUUGCAUUUUGUCAGAAAAGUGGUCUCCUAGAUCUCUUGUUUCUACUAGAUCAGAAAAUGCUAUAUGAGCACAGUUUACCUGACCUCAGCGACCUUUAAGUGUAAAUAACCAAUGGUUUUCAUUUGCCGUAUAGUUGUAUUUUGGCUUUCUGGGACAGAAUGAGCGCUGCCUCAUGCUCUUGCCUGUGGGAUGGUUUCCUUCGUUAAAAACCCCGGUCUUAUAUGACUGAUAGUGGUUCGAGUAGUUCUUGAUUUCACCUGGAUGUUAUAUCCCCAGGAGAAACCCCAUGGGAGGUACAACGACGAAGAGAAAAAUACAAAUUAUUAGUUAAUUUCCAGGUCGAAUGGGAGAAGCAGUGAAACGAGAAGUCAAGGUAUAUUUUUAAGCAUUCGAAAGAGGAAUAGCUCACAACGCAAUCUUAUGCGUAUUAUCUCACAAUCUCCGUCCCGAGAGCUGUUCAAUCAGAGCCACGACCGCACUGUCUCUCCACAGAAUAACCCAAUCAAGAUUGAAAUGAACGGACCUGUCCUCUGAAUGGUUCUGCUCUCAUCGUGUAAAGAUUAACAGUGAAGGUUAAUAGGACUACGAGGGCCAUCGAAAAUAAUCAUAAUAGCAUCAGUCAACGGUUUUGGAACAGCAUCCUCAAACAUUUAAUGCCGAAUUCAAGCAAGAAGGAUUGAAAAUGCAGCAGGAUUCUGAAGACUCUUUGGUAGACUCAUUGAAGAACUGUGGAAUCGGAGCUACCUCUAGCUGUCUUGCUACAUUUCUGACGUUUCCAAUUCACAAAACAAUUUUUAGACAGCAAAUCCAUGGUUUUAUUAUCCGAAAAGCUGUCACUCAACUCUGUCAAGAAGGCCUCAUCAAGUUUUACAGAGGAAUUCUUCCUCCACUCCUAGCCAAGACCAUCCAAGGUACCUUGCUAUUUGGCGUUUACGGUAGCCUCAUUAGAAAUAUCGCGACGGAGGAUGCACAUUUGUUACAUCGCUGCAUUGCAGGAACCCUAUCUGGAAUCAUUGAAGCAUUGGUCUUGACCCCAUUUGAACGUGUCCAAAAUGUCCUUCAGGACCACAGGAAAGAUGUGAAAUUUCCCAAUACCCAGAGUAUCCUAAAGGAGUUUAAUUCUUACAGCUUUAAGGAUACGUUACAACUUGGGUACUAUCGAGGCUUCCUCCCCAUUCUGCUGCGGAACGGAACAGGCAGUGCCCUUUAUUUUUCUUUCAAAGACCCAAUUAAGAAUUUAUUCUUGGAUCAAGGUGUUCCUAGUGGCAUUUCUGCUUUUGUUUCUGGGAGUUUCAAUGGAAUGAUGGUAUGUAUCAUCCUCUAUCCACUUAGUGCGGUGAUUGCAAAUGUGCAAUCACAUGUUGGAGAAGAGAAAACGAGCCUUUGGAAUUUCAUUGCAAAGUUCUGGGUAUCCCGUGCCCGUAGCCUAUUGUACAUAUACAGAGGUGGUUCUCUGGUCAUACUGAGGUCCUGCAUAACCUGGGGAAUAACUACUACUAUUUAUGAAUUUUUAAAGGCUUCACAAUAGUCUACAAAUCUUUCUGAAAAACUGAGUAAGCCAUACAUUUUUCAGGAUUUGCAGACUAUCAUAGAAACAUAUAGAAGAUAGGAGCAGAAGGAGGCCAUUGGCUCUUCCGAGCCUGCUCCACCAUUCAUCGUGAUCAUGGCCGAUUGUCCAACAUGAUAGCUUAAUCCUGCUUUCUCCCCAUAACCUUUGAUCCCAUUCAGCCCAAGUGUUAUAUCUAACCGCCUCUUGAAUACAUACAAUGUAUUGGCAUCAACAACUUCCUGUGGUAAUGAAGUCCACAGGCUCACCACUCUUUGGGUGAAGAAGUGGCUCCUCAACUCUGUCCUAAAUGGACCACCCAGAAUCCUCGAUGUAAAUAUAAGGAAUUGUGUAACAACGUUUAGAAACGACAGUCACAAAGUGUCGUAAUUUGCUCAAUGAGAGUAAGAUAUUACUGCUCCUUAAUUCCGAAGAACAGUCAUAUUAGACUCAUGAUGUUCGAUUGGUUGAUUGGCAGCAUCUGUCGAGAAAAAUCAAGAGUUAACGUUUUGGAUCCAGCGAUCCUUCCUCAGAACUGAUGGUAGC